Molecule: messenger RNA, 3053 nt
Organism: Sphaeramia orbicularis (orbiculate cardinalfish)
Lineage: Eukaryota; Metazoa; Chordata; Actinopteri; Kurtiformes; Apogonidae
Gene: tpra1
Product: transmembrane protein, adipocyte asscociated 1
Exons: 11
Coding region: 174-1346 (390 amino acids)
Biological process (GO): G protein-coupled receptor signaling pathway
Cellular component (GO): plasma membrane
Molecular function (GO): G protein-coupled receptor activity
Source: RefSeq, a predicted model, not a curated record
CGUCAGCUGACCACUGGGGAAAUUUCUCCAACGAAACUGUCUACCACAGCCAUGUCCUGUAUUAGUGAUCAAUUUAUUGGUCGUUUACGGAAAGCGUUGUAAGCCUUGUUUUCUUGGAACAUUUACGACACCUUUGCCACUGAACUCUACUCCUCCGAAUAGGCUCCGACACCAUGCUAGCCACAGUGACAGCUGUGGUUAGGUUUUCUCAGUACAAUGGCAGUAUUUCACCCACACCAUUGGAAAACACAUCAGUAUACCCAACUUGGCAGCCUGACACUGAAGCCAACAUCACCAAGCCUCAUAAAUGUCUGCAAAUUCUGUAUGAAGACAUUGGGGAUUCCAGGGUGCGGUUUUGGGACAUUUUACUGUUAGUGCCUAAUGUGGCAUUCUUCGUAUUCCUCAUGUGGAAGCUGCCUUCAGCAAGGGCAAAGAUUCGAGUCACCUCUAGCCCCAUCUUCAUCACCUUUUACUUGCUGGUUUUUGUUGUAGCAGCGGUUGGAAUUACUCGGGCUAUAGUGUCCAUGACUGUGAGUGCAUCCAGUGCUGCAACCAUCAUAGACAAGGUCCUGUGGGAAAUCACACGCUUCUUCUUGCUGACCAUUGAGCUCAGCGUUAUCAUCCUGGGACUUGCUUUUGGUCACCUUGAAAGCAAAUCCAGUAUAAAGCGUGUGUUGGCAAUCACUGCAGUGCUGGCCCUUGCCUAUUCCAUCACACAGGGCACACUAGAGAUCCUGUAUCCAGACAGACACCUGUCUGCUGAGGAUUUUAACAUCUAUGGCCAUGGAGGACGCCACUUCUGGUUGGCCAGUUCCUGCUUCUUCUUCCUGGUGUACUCUUUCAUCGUGAUCUUACCUAAAACUCCAGUGAGGGAGAGGGUAUCUCUACCAUCUAAGAGAAGCUUCUAUGUGUAUGCUGCCAUCCUGUCAUUGCUGAAUUUUGUGCAGGGCAUGGGCAGUGCUCUUCUAUGUGCUGGAAUUACAGAAGGACUUUGCUGUGUGGAUGUUACCACCUUCCUUUACUUCUCCACUUUUGCCCCGCUUAUUUAUGUCACAUUCCUCAAAGGGUUCUUUGGGUCAGAGCCAAAGAUUCUGUUCUCCUACAAGUCCCAGGUGGAUGAGCCAGAUGAAACUGAUGUUCACCUUCCGCCUACUAUUGCUGCAAACCUUGGCCGCAAGGAGCUGCCUGAGCAGGGUCUGUACUAUUCAUCUACCCAAAUCGAUGGCUCAGGUCACGGCAGUGCGGGGAUGAUUGGUGCAUACCUGGAUGAUGUUGCCUCAGGGCCCUAUGGGUCCCACAGCAUUAACAGUAUUGAAGCUGAUCGCUGGAGACCAAUCAAUGCAUGAAUCCACUGAAAGGAGGUGGAAGACAAGACGGCUUUGCAGAUAGACUUUGACUUUGUGUGUUGUAGUGUAAUUAGGCUGAAUGCCGAUCUGAGGCUGUAGCCUAAAAAUGCAGAACAAAGCAGCUGGACACCAAGGAGAGGUCUUGCUUUGCGAGACCAGAAGAAGUUAACAAGUGGACACCUACAGAGAGAACUCGUGCAACUAGUUAUCUUGAGGAAUGUGAAUUAAGCAACUGCUUUUGUAAUACUGUUGCCACUGAGUGCAUUGCUGCUGUAGCUCUACACUAGGAGCACUGUUCUUCAUUUAGCCCCUAAGAGCUCCACACUGAUUCUAUUCCACUGGCUCUUUAAUGUGGGAGCUUGCAUUCCAGCACCAAGCAUCAGCUGCUGAAUCCUUCUGAAUGAUGUUUGAUUUUCAUUUUUAAGUACUUGGCUCAAUUCUUUGAACAGUAACAUUCUUUUGGUGACAACUAAAUGUGUACAUUCCCACUGAAGGCUUUGAGUAACAGCAUCUCAACCAACUUCAUAAUCUGCUGCCUUGUAUUAGAUUUGUGACUUUGCUGGCUAAUCAGUUUAUACUGAAAUCAUCAUGCGUCUCAGAGCCAAGAUUGGCUAAUUUAAUCUAAUAGGUAUACUUUGACUUCUGAAUAAGUGCUGUCCCUCCAGUUAAUAAUUGAAAGGUUUUACAGUCAUGUGUGUCACUGCACAAUGAUAAGGAAAUCCAAAAUACAGACAUGUUUGUUAAAGAUAACAAACCACCUGUACCUUCUUGGCUAGUAAUGAGACACAAGAACAUUUCUCCAAUCCUGUUUCUCUGUAACUCCUUCUACUUGUCUUUUUCUUACUUGUCUUCUUUUUUAUUUAUUGUGGGCUUUGGCUUUAAUUUGUUUGACCAGAUUAAUUAUUCCUCUGAAAGCACAUUUAAGCUUUUAGGAUGCAUUAUUGCACAUGUGAUAAGAGCAAACUAAUGUGCUGAAACCAUCCGGAGUAUUCCAAACUAAAUGUACCCUCAUUCCAUAUCUACAUAUUUAGUUCAGCUUUAUUAGCUGCGAAAGGGCUUAGUUUUAAUUUUGCUGCUAAUUUAUUUUUUCUAUUUUCAAAGUUUCCUCAAUUACAAAUUUGUGUAAUUAUGUACAACUUGUAUUAGUAGACCAAUGAUACCUUUUGGAAAUUCACACACGGACAGUGAAGUAUUAGGUGUUUAAAAGUUGCGUCAUUCCACGAUAGAGAUUCUGAUCAUUUUUGUUCUUGUUACCUCUUGACUUUGCUCCUAAAAAUUGUUAUGUAGUUCUGCCCAGAAAAUACUUUACAUUUGGAAGGUAUUAAAGGACUAUUUUAGCAAUCGGUAUUGUAGACGCAGCCUGUAUACUGAAGAAAAAAGAUAUAUAGGAGGUGAAGCUUUUCAAAGAAAGUGCAGUAUUUGCCUGGCAUUUUAUAUCUAAAUCUGAGUGCUGGUGAACUCUGGUGUGUUACCUUUAGAUAGAUUAGUGAUAAAGCAGUCAGUAUGCAGUUAUAUGACAUCAGUUUCUCCAUCCAUGCACAGGUUGACGCUCUGGAUACACUUGGUGUUUGAUAUUGAAAUAAUUUUUUGCGAAUAAUCUGUAAAUGGCCUUUUUAUGUAAGUGCAUUGAUUGUAUAAUAUCCAGCUCAUACUAAUACAAUGUACUGAGCAUUCCAUCACCUACAGAAUAAACCAUGGACCCUUUAA